Messenger RNA from Humulus lupulus (European hop), 840 nucleotides. RefSeq names its product germin-like protein subfamily 3 member 2. Bases 36 to 716 code for a protein of 226 amino acids. Gene Ontology annotation, molecular function: manganese ion binding. The record is from RefSeq and is a predicted model, not a curated record. Gene Ontology annotation, cellular component: cell wall. Lineage: Eukaryota; Viridiplantae; Streptophyta; Magnoliopsida; Rosales; Cannabaceae. The transcript has a single exon.
AAAGCAGUAGUACUAAAGCACCCAGAAAACAAAACAUGUAUCAUCAAAACCUUAUCACCAUUUGGUUUCUUGUGAUUAUUUUCUCAUUCCAAUGUGCCAUAACAUUGGCCUCAGAUCCUGACCCUGUUCAGGAUUACUGCAUACCAAAUCCCAAAUUUGGUUCCAUAAAAACCAUAUCUCACCUUCUCAUACUUCCCUGCAAAAACUCAACCGAGGCCACCACUGAUGACUUUGUAUUCUCCGGCAUGAAGUUGUCUGGAAACUUCACCGACACAGGCCUUGCAACGAUCUCUGUCAACCCUACCAUCUUCCCGGGGCUUAACACACUAGGCAUGUCAUUUGCAAGAGCUGACCUCAAAGUUAGUGGGAUAAAUCCACCACAUUUUCACCCUAGAGCCACAGAGAUUGUCUACAUAGUUCAAGGGAGUGUUUAUUCAGGUUUUGUUGAUUCAACUAAUCGGGUUUUCGCAAGAGUCAUAGAGCAAGGAGAGGUUAUGGUGUAUCCCAGGGGCCUUGUACACUUUCAAAUGAACGUUGGCAAAAAACCUGCCACCAUUUUUGGAAGUUUCAACAGCCAAAGUCCAGGUUUGCAGAAAAUCCCAGCUGCAGUUUUCGGGUCUGGGAUCAAUGAAGAGCUCUUGGAGAAGGCUUUUGGAUUGAGUCCUAAACAGAUUGGAAAGAUGAGAAGAAAGUUUAAUCCCGAAAUGUCAAAUUAAAAUGUAGACCAGCUUAAGGUUUGAUCCCUUAUUUGUUUCAUUUUGUUGGGUUUUUUUUCUAUUAAAUCUUAAAGAAAUACAGUUAUUAAUAUAUAUAUAUAUAUAUAUUAAGAGUUGAAUAUCA